Molecule: messenger RNA, 1159 nt
Organism: Boleophthalmus pectinirostris (great blue-spotted mudskipper)
Lineage: Eukaryota; Metazoa; Chordata; Actinopteri; Gobiiformes; Gobiidae
Gene: lbx2
Product: ladybird homeobox 2
Exons: 2
Coding region: 1-786 (261 amino acids)
Biological process (GO): regulation of DNA-templated transcription
Molecular function (GO): DNA-binding transcription factor activity, RNA polymerase II-specific; DNA binding
Source: RefSeq, a predicted model, not a curated record
AUGACCUCCAGCAAAGACAUGAAGGCAGGGUCUGUGUUGCAAUCCAGUGGCGAGGAGCGGAGAGCGAGGGCGCCGUUGGAUCAGCUGCCCCCGCCGGCUAACUCCAACAAGCCGCUGACGCCUUUCAGCAUUGAGGACAUUCUCAACAAGCCCUCAGUCAAAAAGUCAGUGGCCAGUAUCUGUCCGCCGCGCGUCCUCGAGAAAGUGACGGCGCCCAACGCACCGAGGAACGGCAUCAGCACGCCCUCGUCCCCGCUCUGUGCACUAGAGGAACUGGCGAGCAAGACGUUCAAAGGCCUGGAAGUGAGCGUGAUCCAGGCAGCAGAAGGACGUGAGCACGUAAACUCGUUCGGCCAAAGACAGAGCUCAAAGAAGAGGAGAAAGUCCCGGACGGCUUUCACUAACCACCAGAUCUACGAGCUGGAGAAGCGCUUCCUGUACCAGAAGUACCUGUCUCCAGCCGACCGAGACCAGAUAGCGCAGCAGCUGGGCCUCUCCAACGCACAGGUCAUCACAUGGUUCCAGAACCGCCGCGCCAAGCUCAAACGAGACCUGGAGGAGAUGAAAGCCGACGUGGAGUCACUCAAGAAGCUCACCCCACAGACUCUCCAGAAGCUGGUCACCAUGGAGAGUCUGGAUGAGCAGGCUCAGGGCGCAGCGUCUCCGAGCGUGUCACCCACGUCUCCCCAGGGACACGGCGCCUUCCCGCAGUCCCCCUCCUCCUCCAGAGAUCACACCACGGACGAGUUCUCGGAGGACGACGAGGAGAUAGAGGUGGACGACUGAAAAACUUUGGCCACGUGGUGUCUAUUGAGAAGGUCAAACGGGGGCAUUUUCUUCCCAAACUUUUGCACGGAUAUUGUCACAGAGGAGAAUACGUAGAGACUCUUGGAUAUCCCUUUUCAGUUAUUCUAAUUUAUUCUUUGGACUCGUAGGUCUCAUCUGUGGAGUUACCUGCCCAUUUUGAACUGAAGAGACACAAUGACAUUCGGCCUCUAAGGGUUUAUACACGUUUCUUCGUAUGGAUGAAUUCAAGUACGGUUACGCGCCACUUUUUAGCGCAAAGUGGCACGCGCAGAGACCCUUUUAGUACAACUGCACACGUGUCUAGGUUUUGUACAUAGCCCCCUAUAAUAAUUUUAUUGUAACAUUCUAUUUA